AAUCCCCCACAGAAUACAACACCGCCAUAUCCCAGUUUCACUCUUUCUUUCUUUGUUUCUCUCUCUGAAAGUUGAAACAGAUGGCGGCUUCCCACAGUUUCAUGGCUUUUGUAGCUUUUAUCCUUGCUGCUGUUGUGCUUCCUAUGAGUGCUAGAGCAUCUGAUGGCAUCGCACCUGCUCUCGCUCCUUACGUUGACAAUAUAUGCAAUGACGUGGAAUGUGGAAAAGGAAAUUGCACUGUAGCACUUAACAGCACAUUCAACUUCAAAUGCGAAUGUGAAAAUGGUUGGAAGCGUACCCGUUUUGACAGUGAACAGGAUCUUCAGUUUCUUCCCUGCGUUAUUCCUAAUUGUUCUCUUGACUACUCGUGCAUGCCAGCAGCUCCUCCAGCUCCAUCCGUUAUUCCAUUAAAUUCAUCUUUAUUUGAUCCUUGUUAUUGGGUCUAUUGUGGCGGAGGAACAUGCACAAAGAACAAAACAAUGACGCAUACUUGCCAAUGCAACCCUGGUUACUCUAAUCUUCUCAACAUCACUGCCUUCCCCUGCUACAGUGACUGUGCCCUUGGCUCUGACUGUGCAAAGCUUGGAAUUAAGGUUUCAAACUCAACGUCUUCAAGCAAUAGCAAUCAAGACAAUAUAUGCAAAGAAGUGGAAUGUGGAAAAGGAAAUUGCAGUGUAGCACUUGACAGGCCAUUCGGCUUCAAAUGCGAAUGUGAAAAUGGUUGGAAGCAUACCCGUCUUGACAGUGAACAGGAUCUUCUGUUUCUUCCCUGCGUUAUUCCUAAUUGUUCUCUUGACUACUCGUGCAUGCCAGCAGCUCCUCCAGCUCCAUCCGUUCCAUUAAAUUCAUCUGUAUUUGAUCCUUGUUAUUGGGUCCAUUGUGGCGAAGGAACAUGCACGAAGAACAAAACAAUGACGCAAACUUGCCAAUGCAACCCUGGUUACUCUAAUCUUCUCAACAUCACUGCCUUCCCCUGCUACAGUGACUGUGCCCUUGGUUCUGACUGUGCAAAGCUUGGGAUUAAGGUUUCAAACUCAACGUCUUCAAGCAAUAGCAAUCAAGGUUCCUCAUUUCUGCCAGGAACAUUCCAUUGGAUAGCUGUCUCUCUCAUGUCCAUCGUGAUGGUUAUGUGGAAGUAGAUCAUUGGCUUUUAGUUCACCACUCCUCUCACUCCACUUAGGAUUUCAUUAUUCUCUGUAAUAUUAUAUCAUUGUUAUACUUUCAUUUUUCUGUCAAAUUGGUCUGUAAAAAUUAAUUUUAAAAAAAAUCAGUUUGUAAUUUUGUAUGUAUACGGGGUAAAAUAUUCUCAG
Messenger RNA from Camellia sinensis, 1310 nucleotides. NCBI's taxonomy places the organism in Eukaryota, Viridiplantae, Streptophyta, Magnoliopsida, Ericales, Theaceae. The record is from RefSeq and is a predicted model, not a curated record.